AUUAAUUAUAAUUUCAUUUCAUAUGGUCUCAACAGUCCAAAAACUCUGAAACCUCAUUUCCAAUGGCCAUUCCUAGUAGUUCUCCAGAUUGGUCAGUACCUUCCAUUAACUCUUGCAGAAAGCCUCACAAGGUUAUCUUCACUCAAACAUGCAAAAAUCUUCACUUUCUCCCUCUUCCAUGCUUCAAUAUUCCUGUUUUUCACGUGAAUUCUUCUAGUUUUCCAUCCCCUAUCAUAGAAGAAGAGUCAUCCACGAAUUCUCCUGUCAUCCCAUUAGACUUGAGACUUGAAGAUACUCAACACUAUCCAAUUCCAGACCAUUCAGACAAGUUAAAUGAUUUUUUAUGUGGGGUACUGCGAGAUCCCAAGUCUGAAGAACUAGCAUACGAGUACUACAAGAAAGCAAAAGAAAAGCAAGAAUUUAGGCCUGAAAGACCAAUGCUAAAGCUUCUAAUAAGGUACUUGAUACAAUCAGAGAAGUGGGGUUUGAUUUUGUCAGUGGCUGAUGAUUUUAAAAAGUACAGUGUUUUGCCAGAUAGCUAUACUUUUUCAACACUAGUUAGUAGUUGCAUUAGAGCUAGAAAAUUCAAAGUUGUAGAGGGAUUGCUUGAAAUUUCUAUAUCUGAUAGUAAAAUUGCUGUUUUGGCUUUUGAUUCAGCAAUGAAAGGGUAUAACAAACUACAUAUGUAUGGGAGCACACUUUCUGUACAGGAAAAGAUGAAAUUAGCAGGCAUUCCUUUGGAUUCUGGGUGUUACUUCCAGACAAUGAAGGCACACCAUAAAUUAGGAGAUGCGGGGAGAGUUGUCGAAAUGUUUAAUGAGUUUGAAAGUAGAAAAAUAGAUUCAAAACCAAUGAUCUUAAGUCAAAUGUACAAGAUAUUAUGCGAGUCAUUGGGGAGAUCAGGCCAAGUUUUUGAAGCUCUUGAAUACUUCAGAGACAUGAAAAAGAAAGGGAUUCUGGAGGACUCUUCAAUUUACUCUUCCUUGAUCUGUUCAUUGGUAAAUAUUCGAGAAGUAAAGUUAGCUGAGGAGCUCUAUAAAGAAGCUCAAGAGAAGAGAAUGUUAAAGGAUCCAGAAACUUUUUUAAAGCUUGUGUUGAUUUAUAUGGAAGAAGGACAGAUGGAGAAGACAGUUCAAAUUGUCAAGGAAAUGAAGGGUACUGCUAAACUGAAGGUGUCUGAUUGCAUUUUCUGUGCAAUUGUCAAUGGCUUUUCUAAAAGAAGAGGGUUCGAUGCAGCUGUUAAAGUUUAUGAGGAGUUGAAAUAUGAUGGCUGUGAACCAGGACAGGUGACAUAUGCGUCUGUGAUAAAUGCCUAUUGCCGAGUUGGGCUUUAUUCUAAAGCUGAAAUUGUGUUUUUUGAGAUGGAGGCAAAGGGGUUCGACAAAUGUGUCGUGGCAUACUCCAGCAUAAUCUCGAUGUAUGGGAAAACAGGUAGGCCAAGAGAUGCUAUGAGGCUUGUAGCAAAGAUGAAACUAAAAGGUUGUCAGCCUAAUACAUGGAUAUACAAUUCUUUGGUGGACAUGCAUGGAAGAGCCAAGGAUUUAAGGCGGGUGGAGAAGCUCUGGAAGGAGAUGAAGAGAAGAAAAGUGGCUCCAGAUAAAGUGACUUACACUAGUAUUAUAAGUGCUUAUAGCAAGUCCAAAGAGUAUGAGAUGUGUGUGAGGUUUUUCCACGAGUAUAGAAUUAAUGGGGGUGUGAUUGAUGGGGCUAUUGCAGGAAUUAUGGUUGGAGUUUUCUCUAAAAUUAGUCGGAUUGAUGAGUUGCUGAAGCUUUUGAGGGACAUGAAAUCUGAAGGAGCACCGAUCGACGAGAGGCUUUAUAUAUCUGCUACGAAUGCAAUGGUUGCGAAAGAGCUUAGAGGCAAAGUAACAUAGAUUGAUUACACUAGCAUUUUGUUCUAGUGAACAAGUACAAUGAAGCAAGCGUUUUUGUUUUUUUACAUGAAAAAAUAGUAAUUUCAUCAUGUGAAUAAAUUACAAACAAAUUGAUAUUCUUGUAUCCAGAUCAAAUAAAUAUGUGAAAAUUACAAUAUACGAUUUUAGAAGUUGCUUGA
Messenger RNA from Populus euphratica (Euphrates poplar), 2053 nucleotides. Its product is annotated as pentatricopeptide repeat-containing protein At5g13770, chloroplastic-like. The record is from RefSeq and is a predicted model, not a curated record. Gene Ontology annotation, molecular function: protein binding. The coding region runs from base 63 to 1874 and encodes 603 amino acids. Lineage: Eukaryota; Viridiplantae; Streptophyta; Magnoliopsida; Malpighiales; Salicaceae. The transcript has a single exon.